Pyrenophora tritici-repentis Pt-1C-BFP is the source of this 1626-nucleotide messenger RNA. RefSeq names its product Tannase domain containing protein. NCBI's taxonomy places the organism in Eukaryota, Fungi, Ascomycota, Dothideomycetes, Pleosporales, Pleosporaceae. The record is from RefSeq and is a predicted model, not a curated record.
AUGCCUCCUCCAAAUGUUCUUUGUGUUCCACUGUCGAGUCUCCGCAUUGCAGUAGCACUAGACUGCUCAUCAUCAGCUAUACAGGCUGCAUUGUCAUCGGAUCUCACUGUCAACUUUGCUUCCCCACUGAAAGCGAACGCGACCUUUCAGGUUCCUCAAAGCGACACAGGAUAUCCUAACAGCCCAGUCGGCCUACCUGCUCUAUGUGCUGUUUCGGUACAGGUCCCGUCUAAAGGGAACACAACAUUUGGAUUUGGCCUGUUCUUGCCUGAUGACUGGAAUGGAAGAUUUCUAGCCGUAGGCAAUGGAGGAUUUGCUGGUGGCGUCAACUGGGAGGAUAUGGCAGCAGGCGUACGUUAUGGCUUCGCUACCAUGUCCACAGACACCGGUCACAACUCUUCAACGGGCGAUGGGCAAUGGGCAGCCAAUGAGCCCAACAAAGUCGAAAACUGGGGUCACUUGGCUAUGCACGGCUCGGUCGUCGCAGGCAAGGCGAUUACUUCCUCGUACUACAAGAAAGACAUUACUUACAAUUACUACUCCGGAUGUUCCACGGGUGGCCGCCAAGGUUUGAAAGAAGCCGAAUUCUACCCCGAGGACUUUGACGGCAUUCUCGCUGGUGCUCCUGCAUGGUGGACCUCGCAUUUACAGCCCUGGACUGUAAAGGUAGCACUGUACAACCUUCCAGCAACAGCAGAUUACCAUAUUCCACCUGCAUUGUUUCCAGCUAUCGCCAAGGAAGUACUGAAGCAAUGCGACCCUCAGGACGGUCUGGCCGACAACAUCAUCUCCGAUCCUGUGGGCUGUAACUUCCGCGCUGAAGAGCUUCUCUGUGGCGCGAAUGUCACCAACCCUACAUCAGCCGGCUGCCUUACCUCCCCACAGAUAUCCAGGCUUUACAAGAUCUACACCGAUUCCAUUGGCGAAAACCAGACAUUCUUGUUUCCACACCUCUAUCCUGGAUCUGAAGGUCAAUGGUUUCUCCUCUCCGGCAAUGAGCCCAAUAGCCUCGGUACCGAUUACGUGCGCUACUUCCUUGGUCUUGGUAAAGACUGGUCCUUUUACGACUACAACGAGGACAUACAGCGCCUUGCCAAUCAACUCCAACCCGGCAAUGCCUCUGUAGGCUAUGAUCUCUCGUCUUUCCACGCCAAGGGCGGAAAGAUUCUCUCGUAUCACGGUAUGGCUGACGGUCUUAUACCCACCGGAUCAACACCAUACUACUACAACCAAGUAUACCAGACCCUAAAGCCCAAAGGCGUCGAUGUCGACAGUUUCUUCCGUUUCUUCCUCGUCCCAGGUAUGGGCCACUGUUCGGGCACGACGCCGAAUGUCAACGCGCCGUGGUACUUUGCCGGUGCGAAUCAAGCUCCUGUGCUAGGAUCUACAGUUUACGGUGUCCCCGGUUUCAGGAACAAAGAGCAUGACGCUCUACUAUCCAUGGUGGCUUGGGUAGAGGAAGGUGUUGCGCCGGACCAGAUUAUAGGAACAAAGUAUGUGAAUGAGAAGACACAAGCAGAGGUUUCGAAACAAAGGCCUUUGUGCAUGUAUCCGAAGGCGGCAAAGUACAAGAGUACGGGAGAUGUGAAUAUGGCGGAGUCUUGGGAGUGCAAGUUGCUAUACUAA